GCUGGCGGCCGGGGCGAUGUCCCGGGGCGAUGCCGGGGCGCUGCCGACGGGACGGGCGCUUGGCCCCGGCUGAAGUUGGCUCCCGGGGACCGAGCGCUGGGGGCUUCGCUGCGGCGGCCCCGGGAGCAGCGCGGGGAGCCGGGGGCGCAGGAGGGCGAACGGGAGCGGGGGUCGGGAGCUGCAGGCCGGGGCCUGCGGCAGCAUCGCCCCGGGAUCAGCCGGCACGGCCCCGGCUCUGCGGUGGAUGGGGCGGGCUGAGCUCCGGGGAGGCAGCGCCCUGCGGACAGCGGGACCCCGCAGCGCCGGGCGCGGAAUCACCGGGUGGUUUGGGUGGGAAGGGACCUUCAGAGGUCACCUAGUCUGUCCCCCCGGCCACGAGAUGCAUUUUCUACCGAAUCAGGUUGCUCAGAGCCCCGUCCAACCUGACCUUGAGUGUUUCGAGCCACAGGGCAGCCUGUAGCGACCCUUCGUGCCGUGUGUCUGCGAGGGAAGCUCACAGAGCUUUAAACGCUUAUUGCAGGUCUCUUCCUCCAGGAAAAUAACUUGCCUGUAGUCAUCAUUCUUUUGUUGAGUAAAAGUGACUGCAAGCUGGUGGAAGCAAUAGGACAACUAACAGGCUUGUUCAUGCACAGAUGAGUGGCUCCCUGUUCUGCGUUGGAUGGGUUGAAUUGGUACCAGCCACGACAGAGAGAGGCACUCACUUCUCCUUGGUGCCUGGGAGAAGGCUGGCCUGGUGAUUAUCUCCUUGCAGAAAUUCCCUGUUCCUCCCUGUAGCCCUCAGAGCACACUUCAAAGCCACUCACGACCCGCAUUCAGGAUCUCUUUCAAGAAGGGUUGGGCUGGCAUAAGUGACAUUCUGGUUCUCAUGGGUGGAAGUGAGUGAAAGGCCUGAUGGAAAUCUGUCUUAGGAUGUUUCCUUCAGGUUUGUGAAGACUUCAGGAAAUCCAGUCCUGGUGAAGACAAGGAAAAGGAUGGAAGGCCUGUAGGUUGCAUGCUGUGCUGUAAUGUGUGCACCAAUGCAUUGGGAUCUGGUACCCAACACCUGACUUCAGCAUUUGAAGACUAAUGGUUGAAGGGAAAACCUGAAUAGUCUGGAGAAAUAAAUGAGAAUGGAGAUCUGUACUUGAAGAAGUCUUGGUUUGCAAAUCCGGCAGAAAUUAUGUUCCCAGAUAGAAUCCAGAAGUAUUGCUUUAUAUAUUAAGUACUCAACUAAUAAAGUGUCCCUUGUAAAUACCAAAACCAUGACACUCAGCUAUUAGAGAGGAAAGGAAAAUACUCUUGAGGGUACCUUUGUCUCAAGCAAAGGGGCAUCAUCUGCAUGCCCAGAUGUUUCUUUUCCAUCUCUCACCUUUCAGUAUUGAUUUAUGCAACUUUGCAGAAGAUUAGGUCAGAAAGGAGGUGUGAAAAAAGAGAAUAAAGAAUUAUUUCAUUUUCCUCAAGAUGAAAACCACCUAAAUUCCCAUCACUUACAGUACUGUUUUCAUUGUUGUACACCAGACUCAUGUCUGCAUGACAUUUUGCUUUAACAGUGGUGUAAUUGAUGUGAUGUGAUGGAAAAUCUUGCAUAGGAGAGUACCUCAUCUACUGCAUCAGCUGAAGUUUUCAACAAGUUAAUAAUUCUUCAGUGUUGGACCAAAGUAUGAAAAAUUCUAUUUUAUCAAAAAAAGUGAGCAUCUUUCUUCAUCAUCCCCAAAAGAUUACACUGGCAGGUGAGAUCAGAGCAGAGGAUGACUCAGUACAACCAUUCAGCACAGUUCUCUCUCCAGAGCUCAGCAAAUAAAUCAUUAAAUGUCACUGAAACCCCACUGCCUUGGAAUGAAAGGACACUCCUAGGGCUGAAGGUUUCACUGUCAAUCCUUCUGUCUGUUAUAACUUUGGCAACAAUCCUCGCAAACGUUUUUGUCGUAAUUACAAUUUUUCUGACCAGAAAGCUCCACACACCUGCAAAUUACCUCAUCGGCUCCUUGGCAGUGACUGAUCUCUUAGUGUCUGUCCUCGUGAUGCCCGUCAGCAUCGCCUACACUGUCACCCACACGUGGGCCUUUGGCCAGCUGCUGUGUGACAUCUGGCUGUCAUCAGACAUCACGUGCUGCACGGCCUCCAUCCUGCACCUGUGUGUCAUUGCCCUGGACAGGUACUGGGCCAUCACAGACGCUCUGGAGUACACCAAGCGCCGCACUGCCGGCCGAGCAGCGCUCAUGAUCGCCGUGGUCUGGAUGAUAUCCAUCAGCAUCUCUGUGCCACCCUUCUUCUGGAGGCAGGUGAAAGCUCACGAGGAAAUUGCCAAGUGUGCUGUAAGCACGGAUCAGAUCUCCUACACGAUUUAUUCUACCUGUGGAGCUUUCUACAUCCCAACUGUGCUCCUCCUGAUACUGUAUGGUAGAAUUUAUGUAGCAGCUCGAUCCAGGAUUCUGAAGCCACCCUCGCUGUAUGGGAAACGUUUUACUACUGCACACCUGAUCACCGGUUCUGCAGGGUCCUCCCUCUGCUCCAUCAAUGCCAGCCUCCAUGAAGGGCAUUCCCAUUCAGGUGCAUCCCCAAUAUUUAUUGGUCAUGUUAAAAUAAAACUUGCAGAUAGUGCGCUGGAAAGGAAAAGAAUUUCUGCUGCGAGAGAAAGGAAAGCUACCAAAACUUUAGGCAUUAUUCUGGGAGCUUUCAUUUUCUGCUGGCUGCCUUUUUUUGUCACAUCCCUAGUCCUACCAAUCUGCCAAGAUGCCUGCUGGUUUCAUCCCAUCCUGCAGGACUUUUUUACCUGGUUGGGUUACCUAAACUCAUUAAUCAAUCCAGUCAUUUAUACAGCUUUUAAUGAAGAAUUUAAACAGGCUUUCCAAAAACUAACACUUUUCAAAAAACGCUCCUCUUGAGACUCUCCUCUUGUGUGACUGACCCUUGUGCAAUCUCAGCCCACCUGCAACUUCCCAUGCUUUUAUUCCUAAGGAACGGAGUGGUAAUUGCCAUCUCUGCUGCUCCCCUGUUCUGUGCAUGUAACUGGGAAUUUCUUGCCAAUUUGAUACUUUCUGUCUGGGAUUGUACAUGCCAUAACAGAACCUGUCCAUGGUCUCUGCAGUGAUCAUGUCUGUAUAUAAGAUCAACAACACGUGAAAUAAGCUUUGCAACGAGGCAAGGGGUGUGAACCAGGGAGCUUGUCUCAUCCAAUUAUCCAGUUCUGCCACACCUUCUAAACUGGUGGGGGGAAAUUGUGUGUGUAUUUACCAGUCAGUAUUUCUGCUGUAUAUUAUUAACCAUUUAUGUUGGCUGAGAAAGUUUCUGGAGAGCAGGACCUGAUAAUUACAUUUUCUAUGGCAUGUAUCUUACCCAUGUGAAGCUGAUAAAACCUGUAACUUUUUCAGAUGUGUGACACAGCCUGAGUGUAAUCAGCAGCAGGGCAGAGCAGCAUUGCACGGAUUUAAGUUAUGUGGAUAUUUCACAAAUGAUGCAUUUGAAGCUAUGCUUUUGGUGUAGAAAGGAGACAAUUUAUUUGAAAUAAUUAUUACACAUUUUAUCAUGAAUAGAACAACCAGUGCAGAAAUGCUACAAAAUAAAUAGCAUGAGAAUUAUUGAUCUUCUAUUUCUGUCAUUUAAUUUUUUUGCAUGCAUAAACUGAAACAGGAGAAUAUUGUUAGUGCCAGUGUGGAAUGACUAGGACCUCAUAAAAUAGCCAGAAGGUUCACUCCUUGGUGACAAGAUAUGGGAAGUUAGAGAGAACAAAGUGACACAUCAAGGAAAACUUUCUUAGUAAUUAAGGUUUUGAGGUGGAUGUGGCAUCCCUGUCUCUGGAAAUCUUUAAGUACUGGUCAAACAAACUGUGGUCAGGAAUCACUGCCAGGAUCUUCUGCUGGGGUCACAGAGCAGGUCCCUUCUAACAUGCACUUCUCUGCCUCUGGGAUUAUUUCCCUGAUCUGGCAGGUGGGAAGCUGGCACACGGAAGUCUUGGAUGAAGUCUCAGACAAGACACACUAAGUGGUGCAGCCCAAAUUUCAUGCAACAUUUUAGUCCCUGGGCAUUUUACAUUAGAAGUGUCAUGUCUAUACGGAAUAUGAGAGCCACACAUUGCUUUGAAAAUCACCCAUCACCCUUCUGACCACCCUUCCAUCUCUCAGCCUAGUCCAAUUCAUCUCCCCCAUGCACUGCCAUCCUAACACACCACCACAGUGCAUGUCCACCACAGCUUUCAGCCUCUCCUUUGCAUUGGCAGCACAGCUUUGCAGCUUCUCCAUGUUGCAGGUGCCUCUGCUGAGGGUGGUCCAUAAAGUGAUGCCCCAGGACCACUCACAUGCUGCAGAGUCAGACAGAGCAGUUGUGUGGUCUUAGAACAGCCAUCCUCUCUCCCACUGGAGGCAUUUGAGGCUGCUCUGUUUGGGAAAUGGCUCCUCCACCCUCCCAAAAGUGCACUGAUCUACUUCUGCCAUGCUUAAGAGAUUUUGAUGGUGCCACUGCGUGGCCAUGUCCACACAAUCUGUUUCCAAAGCGUGUGCAGAGUGCCCACUGUUGGUGCAGGUUCUCCUGUGCUCACUCCUGAGCUGGUGCCUUGCCUGGGGACGUGUGAGCUAACACAGCCCACAGGGAAGGCCUGAACCAUUAACUAGUGCAGACAACUGAAUUCCCACACCUGAGGCCAGUCCCUGGCACUGCUCAAUUUGCUGUUACAGCAGCAGUCAAGUUUUCAUCUUCCUCUGAUGAUGGACCAAAAUGUUCACUUUGGGGCCAGUUUGUGAUGACUUCCAAGAUCCCUGGGUGAUUCACCUGCUCAGUGUGAAACUUAAAAUUACAGAUCAUGGUCCUGGAAGGGCCUUUGAGAGGCUGGCUAGUCCAUCCCCUGCCUAGAUCAACUAUGCUUUUGUUCUCUUCCUGUAUUUCUUACUCUUGAAGAUUUUCAAUGAUGAACAGAAUACAGCAUAGGAAGAUGAUCCACCACUCUUGACACUGUUUAAUUCAAGAGUAAACAAAGUAGGCCCUUUCUUUGAUUAGAUUAUAGGUUGAUUUUAAAAGGCACAUGGUCUAAUAUUACACCAUUCUUACUGUUAGUAAAUAUUUGAUAGCAUGCCUGAGUAAUUUAUAUUGGAAAAAAACAGUGAUAUGGAACUGGUAGGUGAAAACACUUG
Prinia subflava (tawny-flanked prinia) is the source of this 5102-nucleotide messenger RNA. RefSeq names its product 5-hydroxytryptamine receptor 1D (gene HTR1D). The coding region runs from base 1728 to 2864 and encodes 378 amino acids. Gene Ontology annotation, biological process: G protein-coupled dopamine receptor signaling pathway; regulation of behavior; chemical synaptic transmission. NCBI's taxonomy places the organism in Eukaryota, Metazoa, Chordata, Aves, Passeriformes, Cisticolidae. The record is from RefSeq and is a predicted model, not a curated record. Gene Ontology annotation, molecular function: G protein-coupled serotonin receptor activity; dopamine neurotransmitter receptor activity, coupled via Gs. The transcript has 4 exons. Gene Ontology annotation, cellular component: plasma membrane.